Sceloporus undulatus (fence lizard) is the source of this 3752-nucleotide messenger RNA. It is a transcript of the gene AMN, whose product is annotated as amnion associated transmembrane protein. The transcript is spliced from 12 exons. The record is from RefSeq and is a predicted model, not a curated record. Bases 35 to 1489 code for a protein of 484 amino acids. Gene Ontology annotation, cellular component: endocytic vesicle; apical plasma membrane. Gene Ontology annotation, biological process: receptor-mediated endocytosis; intracellular protein localization. NCBI's taxonomy places the organism in Eukaryota, Metazoa, Chordata, Lepidosauria, Squamata, Phrynosomatidae.
AGAAGGGCUAGCUGUGCAACGAACCACCUACAAAAUGAAGGCUCCACUUUCGUUCUUCAUUUUCUUUUGUCUUCUUGGUACUUCAAGUGCUAUGUAUAAACAAUGGAUUCCAAACACCAAUUUUGAAAAUACCUCCAAUUGGGACAAAGGUCGUGUUCCAUGUGCCAGAGAUCUCAUCCUUUUUGACAGCAAUGAGGCUGUGUCGGUCUUUGUUCAGGCAACACAUUCGUUGACAGAUAUGUACAUACCACUGAAUGGAGAAUUCAUUAUGGCCCCGGGUGCUGGGUUUGCAGCCUUCGAUGACAGCUACGAUCCAGGAUGUGAGACAGCGUCAAAAGUUACAUUCAACACCGCAGAGAAUUACCAAUGGUAUGACCCCACACUGUGGCAUGGUGCAACCUCCUUGGAAAACCUUGAUCAGGGCAAAUACAUCUUCUCUGUAGAUGAGGAGCGUGUCCCGUGCCAGUAUGAUGAUGUCAUCUUUCCACCUGAGACAUCCUUCAGAGUGAACAUUGCAUCAUCUGAGCAGAUGAUCCAGCUCAGGAGCAUUGCUAUAAUGGGGCAGAAGUUCACCAGUGACAGCCACCUGACAGAAUAUAUGCAGAGCCAUUCUGCAAAGCUCCAGUUCCAUGGGCCAGGGACGUUCCGGUUGUCAAACACCAGAUGCCCAGACAAAUCAGGCUGUGAAUGUGGAAACACUGCGGACCACGACAGAAUCUGUGCAGCCUUGCUCCAGAAUUCUGGGAAUCAAUGCCCAGUGGCUGCAUGCAAGGAUCCAUUGAAACCAGUUGGUCAUUGCUGUGAAAUAUGCGGAGCCACAGUUUCAUUGGAAUACUUUACUGGUUUUGACAUAGAGGUGUAUCAGAACAGAGUACUCCACACUUUUCUGAGUUUGCCCAAGAAUGCAGGUAUUCAGAUGGCCAUAUCAAAGGUGAAUGGAUCACUAGCAUUUCUGGGAACUGUACAACGCAAUUCAGUCUCAUCCAUCCAGAUUGUACUCAUUGACAACAGGACAGGGUCACAGAUUGGGACUCAUGCUGAACAGCUGGCUAAGGACAUCAUGGGGGAUAUAGCAGAGCAUGGGGAAUCCUUUGGCAUUGCAGCUGGCCACUUGCAAGCAGCUACUGGCAGUAACUGGAAUGCUCAAAGGACCAAUGGACACGCUACUGCUACGAUUGCUGGGACAGUUGUUGGUGUCGUCCUUCUCCUCCUGCUGUUGGGAAUUGUCCUGCUUCUUUACAGGAAAGGGAUAUUAAGAUCUCACCCUUCCUUGCAUCUUAACUUCUUUUGGAAACGAAAAUAUGACCUAGAUCCUUCAGAACAAUCAAAUGACACAGGGUUUGACAAUCCCAUGUUCGACACAGAAUCCACACCAACGGCUUCAGCUGGCAUGUGUUCUGUGGAGGAGACACUGGAGAAGAUAGGAAGCAGAAAUAGCGAGCUUUAUUACAUUAAUCCUUUAUAUGAUGAAACAGAACUUAGCGCUUAAAAUCAAAGCUGUCAUUCUGGCUAAGUCUCCAUUGGCCGUACUUCACUUGCUGUUUCAUGUCAGUAUCUCAAGCUACCAGGUAGUCCAUGAAAUCAUGUUCAUGCACAGAGCCCAUUCAUUUCCAUGAUUUUUGUGUAAAGGAACUUCCCAGCGCAUCAUACCCAAUUCUUUUUUAAAACUGCCUGUCUUAAAUGAUAAGUUAAUUAUCUAAUGGCAGAGUCUAGCCAACCUCAUUGCUUAUGGAAGUAAAACUGUUUGCAAAUUCAUUGAUCAUUUAUAGAACAUACUUAUGCACCAGGGCCAGAAUCUUCUAUCUUUCCACAAUUUGAGUCUCCCAUAUCUGGAAUUCUGAAAUCUGAAAUAUCCCCCAAACCAAAACUUUUCUCAUGGGUGGCUGAGACAGUGACACCUUUGCUUUUUGAUAGUUCAGUGUACAAAAGCUUUCAUGCACAAAAUUAUUUUAAAACAUUGUAUAAAAUUACCUUCAGGCUAUGUGUGUAAAGUAUAAGUGAAACAUAAAUGAAUUUUGUGUUUCGACUUGGGUCCAAUCUUCAAGAUAACUCAUUAUGUGCAUGUUUGCAAAUUUGGGUAUUCCACAAUCCAAAACUCUUCUGGUCCCAAACAUUUCAGAUGAGGGAGACUCAGGUGUGGCUCCGUUACACAGUGCAGUUCAUGGAGUCAAGCAUCUGAAAAGAAUCUGAAAAUCUUAAAAAUAUUUUUUAAAAAUAUAAACUCCAAAAAGCAAACCUUGAUUUUGCCAUUUUAUAUAAGAGAUACCAUUUUACUGUGCCAUUGUAUAUAAUGGGACUUCAGCAUCCACAGAUUUUGGUAUCCACGGGGGUUCCUGGAACCAAACUCCAGUGGAUACCAAGGGCCCACUGUAACAUAACAGCAGCCCCUUCAUGGAGAUGGACGUUAAGGAGCUGCCCCGAUUCUAAUUCCUGCAGAUGCAACUCCACUUAUGAAGAUGUACAUUCCCAAGAGGAUUUCAGUCCAGAUUUCCAGAAGGAAUUCUUGUCACAAUAAAACAGUUAUAGCAGACUUUGUAUCAUUUGUGUAUGGCUCUUCUCUCAUGAUGACUGCUUGCUGUUCUUCAGAGGAAACAAUUGGCAUGAUCGAGGAAAAAUUAUGAGCAAGAUAUUUUCAGCAGGAGUAUUCAGCAUAUGCUUAAACUCUGGAAAUCAGUAGGACUUAGUAGGAACUGAUGAAUCACUUUGCUUUCUACAGCUUUCCAAUGUUGUACAAUGGAAAUUCAUUCAGUCUCAUUUCUGUAUUUUUGCGUUUCUCCACAUGAGAAGUUGUUUGCAUUACUGUAUGCGUUUCUCAAAAAAUAUGUUUUAAUGUGAAUUUCUGCUACUAUAAUCUUAUUUGCACAUAAUUUUCUUUAAUCUAUUCAUUCUGCAUAUUCAAGUCCUCAUAAUGUACACAUUUUGUAUUAUAUUUUUGCACCACAAUUUGAAAAAGUAUGCAACCAAAGGAUUGGGGAUAGAAAUUCACUUGAACUACAUUUUAAAAACUAACUUGUCAAUUUACAUUCUAAAAGACUAUUAGUAUAAAUGUGACAAUAUAUUUUGGUUUCCCAUCAAUGGAGAUAAAGCAUAAAGCAACAAAUUCUCCCCUCAACUUCCUUUUUACUUUUCAAAAUAUAUACAGAUAGAUAAAUACAAAAGAAAAUACUGUUUUGCAAAUAUUUUUCAUGAACAUAUUUCAGUCAUAGGAAAAUUUUAUACAGAAAUGUAUACUUAAGAGCAUACCAACACAUGCACAAUGACUAUGCUAAAAUAUACAAAGGCCUAAAUCUAACUGAACACUAAUAUUUAAACCCUGCAAACACAGUUGCACUGGAUUACAGCUGUAUACUUUGGACAUGACUGGGCCUGCUGCUACACUACAGAAUUAAUGCAGUUUGACACCACUUUAACUGUCAUGGUUCCGUCCUGUGAAAUCCUGGGAUGUGUAAUUCUGACAGAGAAUGCUAACUAUUUUACAAAACUACACAUCCCAGAAUUCCAUAGCAUUGAGCUGUGGCAGUUAAAGCAGUGUCAACCCGAAUUAAUUCUGCAGUGUAGAUGCAGGCUCAGAUCACAUUCAAAGUUUAAACACAUAUGUUUGCAUGGAUAGGAGUAGACAAACAGUACAACCUCCUCUUUUGUCUGCUCAGCCUGUGCUGAACUUCCUUUUGACUGAGACAUUGAUAACUCUCAGGGUUUCUGAUGACAUCUCUCACCUUCUCAGGUUUCAAUUGAGCCUCAAAGAAGAACAC